GAACAUAAUCAGUCUUCGACUGAGUUGAAAUAGUUCAAACUGUGCGCUCCAAUUGUAAAAUCAGAGCCGGUACUCCUUAAGUCGGAUUGCAAAACAGCUACAUUUGAAGUAAGGAAUACAAAGGAUUUUCUAUCGCCGGCAAAAUGUUCGCUCGCCCACUACAAAAGCCAACAGGAAAAGGCAAAAGCUUCCACGAUAGCGAAGCACCACAUCAGUAUUCGAUAUCCGAUUAUGGAUAUGGCAAAGAUGCUGUCAAAAUUUUGCAUGUUCAGAGGAAUGGCGCAGUGCAUUCGAUAAAGGAAUUUGAAGUUGGAAGCCAUUUGAAGUUGUAUAGCAAAAAGGAUUAUUUCCAUGGUGAUAACUCCGAUAUCGUGGCCACCGAUUCGCAAAAGAACACCGUUUAUAUAUUAGCCAAGAAAUAUGGUGUUGAGAAUCCUGAAAAAUUUGCUUUGCUUCUUGCCAGGCAUUUCCUACAAAAAUAUGCCCAUGUUGAGGAAGCGCACAUUCAUGUAGAGGAAUAUCCCUGGCAAAGAGUCAGCGCCGAACAAAUGGGUUGUGUUGGAUCCAACGGUCAAGAUUGCAAUUUUACCAAGGCCAAACACAAUCAUGCAUUUGUGUUCACUCCCACCGAAAUCCGCUAUUGUGAUGUGGUCCUAAGGAGAACUGAACCCAAACAGACUGUCAUAAGUGGCAUUCGUGGCUUGCGGGUCCUGAAAACCACCAAAUCAUCAUUUGUUAACUUUGUGGAUGAUGAAUUCCGUUCCUUGCCCGAUCAACAUGAUCGCAUUUUCAGCACAGUUGUCGAUUGUUCCUGGGAGUACUCCUAUACUGAUAAUGUGAAAUUCUGUCAUUCAUGGAAUGUGGUUAGGAAUACCAUCAUGAGGAAAUUUGCUGGCGAUACAGAAGUGGGCGUUGCAUCACCCUCUGUCCAACAUACCCUUUAUUUGACGGAGAAAGAGGUUUUAGACACACUGCCCCAUGUAUCGGUCAUUUCAAUGACUAUGCCCAACAAGCAUUAUUUCAAUUUCGAUACUAAACCCUUCCAGACUGUGGUACCCGGUGACAACAACGAAGUCUUUAUUCCCGUAGACAAGCCACAUGGCACCAUUUAUGCUCAAUUGGCUCGCAAAGAUCUUGUCAGCCAUUUGUAGAUGGUUUGGUUGGCAUUAUGUGAUGGAGUUGAUGAAUUGUCUUCCUCGUUAGCAAGAGAAAUAUUUAAGUAUUAUUUUGGUUAUGAGUAAGAAAUGAUUGUUAGUCUCUGGGUUGAGGAGUAUACAAUAAAGAAGUCUUUAAUGGUA
Molecule: messenger RNA, 1298 nt
Organism: Stomoxys calcitrans (stable fly)
Lineage: Eukaryota; Metazoa; Arthropoda; Insecta; Diptera; Muscidae
Gene: Uro
Product: uricase
Exons: 3
Coding region: 144-1151 (335 amino acids)
Biological process (GO): purine nucleobase catabolic process; urate catabolic process
Cellular component (GO): peroxisome
Molecular function (GO): urate oxidase activity
Source: RefSeq, a predicted model, not a curated record